AUGUUUGAAGAUUCACAUCACUCAUUUUUGGGUACCUAUGAGGUUAUCCAAUUCUUUGAAUUAUGGAACCUUGAAGGUACCCAAUUCCAGAGUGGUACCCAAAAAUGGGUGACUGAAGUGCAGCUGCCAGCAUUCAAGAAGGCAUGGUGGGCAUGGUGGAAGGGUUUGCAACCCAUUGCACAUGGAACAACUGAGGUGGAAGGGUUCCUGAAUGCGACUCAUCAUGGCCAUUUGCAUGUGGAGGAUGGAUGGGCCUGUCUCCGUUGGCAUGGGCAGAAUGGCUGGUACACCAUUCUUGCAACUGUGGUAUGUCUCAUUCCUCAAAAGCCCACUGCUUUGUCUUCCAUAAAGUGUGCACGCUCGAAUCUCGUUCCUCAGAAGCUGGCCACUACCCCUUCCAAGAAGCACAAAGUCUAG
Molecule: messenger RNA, 417 nt
Organism: Laccaria bicolor S238N-H82
Lineage: Eukaryota; Fungi; Basidiomycota; Agaricomycetes; Agaricales; Hydnangiaceae
Exons: 4
Coding region: 1-417 (138 amino acids)
Source: RefSeq, a predicted model, not a curated record